UGGUUUUGCUGUGAGAGGCGUGACGCUCCCGCACCAAAGAUCGAUGCACGCCCUGAGGUCUCAGGAUUGGGUUUCUUGCGGAAGGCUUCUUGUGGAUUGGCGUCCACUGCAGGACUGUCCCGCCGUCGUCGUCGUCACCGACGACCGGCCCCCUCCGCAGGCGUUUUGGCCCGGGCCGCGGCCUCCGAGUUUUUUGGUUCGCAUGUGGCCCCCUAUCCGCCGCGCGGGGGGGGCGCGGGAGCACGCGUGCCGCAUGCAGGCCUCGUGGUCGUGCAGCACCCUGGGAGGCGCCAGGCCCGAGCAGGACCCGAGACGACCUGUCUGGCAAGCAGCCCCCGAAGCCAGACGACCAGGCCAGGAUGCGAUUCGGCUUCAAGCCGCGGCGCGCGACGCAGCCUCAGGAGGGCGCGGCUUCGACGCCGCGGCCCUCCCGAGCCCCGCGCGCUCCAGGUGCGGGGUGCCUCACGGCACUCCCCCGCGGCAGGCGCCGCCAUUGUCGGCCAGGACGGAUGGCGCCGCUUGCCCUGCCGGCGUCAGCAGCGCCGCCCACUUCGAGUCCGUGAGCCUAGUGGAGGUAUUGGACGCGAAGUUUGGCGAUUCGCAGGACGUCAAGGAGUUGCUGAACACAAAAUUAGUCACGGACCCGCGGGUCUUCAAGGAACGCAUCGCCGAGGUGACCGACCUCAACACCAAGCUGAAGGA
Messenger RNA from Prorocentrum cordatum, 702 nucleotides. The record is from the annotation of a GenBank genome assembly. NCBI's taxonomy places the organism in Eukaryota, Dinophyceae, Prorocentrales, Prorocentraceae.